AUAACAAAUAACAAGAUGCAAGUAGUGACCGUAUUGCGUAAAUAACUUAACGCCGCAAUAAGUUUUUAUAGCGAAAAUUAGUGAUUACUAAUAUAAUAAUUACAUAAGUUUGACGUUUUAGAUAAUAAUUUCGUUGGUCAAUCCUCAUUAAACACUUUGUGAAAUGGCUGAAAAUGAUGAAAAUAUGCUAUUAGCAUUAGAACAAUCACAAUUAGAGCAAACAUUAUCUGGAAGUAAUAACAACAGUGGUGAACUAAUGCUCAAUCCUUUACAAAUACAACAAGAAUAUUUUGAAAAUUUGCCUGAAUGUGAUUGGGUUAAAUAUGAUUACAGCAAUCGGAAAUACUUGUUACAAAAUAUAGCAUUCGCUUUAUUUGGAGCCCCAAGCUCUGCAGGCGAUUUGUCAAUAUUAAACAACGUGGGAGAAACGCAACUGGAAGGAUAUAAAUCAAGGCAAAAGGAACAUGUUAUGAAAAUUUAUGAAAAGCUCUGUGAACAAAGUAAAUAUGCACAAAAUGAUACAGAUAUUCUUAUGUCAGUAAUACUGGUUGUGUGUGCAAAACCGAAGCCCAUUAAGUUCUAUAAUAUUGAACCCUCUAACCAUUGGGUGGACUUACAUCAACGCAAUGAUGUCGAUAUAUGGUGCACACCCGUGUUUUGUGUUAGAAAAUGUAUUCCUACUACAAUUCAUGCUAAGCCGUGUAAGGUUUUUAUUGAUGAAGAUGCAAGAGUGUAUCAUGACUGGACAUCAUAUUUAACAAACAAUACUUUGCCGAAAUGUGUCAUUAUCGCACCUGAAAAUGGAGUGUACCAGGGAGAUAUUGUUCAUGGAGAAGAUCUAGUAUCUGUAAGGCUGACAGUCACUCCAUCACCAUCAUUAGGCCUUAAAUCCAGAGUACUCAGUUCAGUAGACAAGGCUAGUACUGUAGCUUCUUUAGGAGCAUUAGGUGUACUCGGUGUGAGUGCCUUGACACCUGUUGGACCCGCUGUGAUUAUUGGAGCUACGGUCGCUACUGUUGCUACAGGAAUAUAUGGUCUUGUGAGGUCAUCUCUUCAUCUUCAUGAUAGAAAUGUCCAUGAACAGACUAUCAGUCCUACGGAUCCUGAGGCACGUGGUAGUUGGCUGAAUAUUGCAGCUUCCAGUGUUGGACUCGCUGCUGGAGCCGCUACUGGCUUACUAUCUAAAUCAGCGGCAGCAGGAACAAAUAUGACUAAAACUGGUCAAGUUUUGGCGGCAUCGGUUGAAAUUCUUCGUCAUGCGAACUUGGUGACCGGAGGCGCAGGUGUUAUUCACAGUUUAGUGCAUAUCAUACUAAAAUAUCACAAACACGGCGAGAGACCAACUACGCUAGAACUCUUCCAGUUCACGAGCGCCACUUUAUUCUUCUGUCACGCUGUAGUGUCUAAUCGUACUGCACAAAACAUCAUAGAAGAUGCCCAAGCCAAAACUAUUAAUGAAUACCGUACUAAUUUAAGAAGUAACAAGCACCGAAAAAUAUUCGAUAAAAUCAACGCUGAGACACGCAGAAUUCAAGGAACAAUACAAGGCAAUACGGAAGUGAUUAAAGGCAUACAAAAUAUUGCUAACAAAGACCAGUAUUUUGCUGAUGUACUCAAAAUAAAUAAGGAUUUAAACCAGCACAAACUUAGAAUAUCCAUGACAGCCGAUGGACAAGUCAACCUCAAUGCAGUACACAAAUUCAAUCCUUCCGAAUUGUACAAUAUGGGUCCAGAAGGAAGGACGCAGCUGUUCUCUUCAAUCGGUCCGGCUAAUCUUGACGUACCAAAUGCUCCAACACGUAUUGCGCCUUCAACAACAGCUGUCAGUUAUGUGGAUGGAGACGAAGAGAAUGGUCUCUUAGUUGGCAUACAUCCCGGUGAAAUCUUACGUAUCGGGACAUUGUUGGUCAGAGUUAGUGCAUCAGGAGCAGAAAACGUCGCUCUGCUACUUGAAAAUCUCAGUCAAGACCUCUACGCCAAUUUGAUGACGGUUUGCUUUAACGUUUUAUCCCAGAUGAUGCCUCAAGAGAUCGCAAGAUUAAGAAUUUUGAGCCCCGAAGAAGAUCUGAUAGUGCAAAUCGUUAAAUUCGUUUUCAAUUAUAUGAAAGAGGAGCGACCGAUGGGCACCUACCGAAACACCGACAACGGUAUAGUGAUAGUUCUUCGGGAAUUCUUUCAAGAGGGGCGAGUCCGUCAGGAAACAAUAUUGCAAUUGAAGAAUCAUUUUAUGAAAUGGGUCGAAGAGAAAAUUAUGGAAAGAACACGAGAGUUCCCGAACAAGAAACGUGUCACAUGUUCCGUAUGUGAAGGAGUUCGGUUUGCUUGAUUAUAGCCCUAUGUACAAACUAAGCACACUUUAUAAGUAAAUACUUACUAGUAAUUUAUAAAACAUAUUUCUGUUUCAUUGAUAGGAGGAGUGAAUAUAAACAAAACUUUGAUUUAUGUGUUAGUAGCUCUGCUAUAUUAUGCAUUACAAUCAGUCAUAUAUACAUGUACAUAUAUAUAUAUAUAUAUAUAUAUAAAUUUUAUAAUACAACACUAUUCCCUUAACUACAUACUUUAAUUUUACUUGCAACUGCAUCGGCGAUAUUCACAGCGGCAUAUACCUGAAUAAGUAAUAUUAUAUUAAUGAAAACCAUACAUUAUUUAAAUCCCUAAAAAUGAUCAUUGUCAAAGUUGUCUUCACUCCUUCUGAUAUUGGUAUUAUAGUCGUAGUAGAUAGUCCGUUUAUUGAGCCAAAAUAUUAAAGUAGGUGCUUUGGAAAUUCCUAUUUUUUAUAUAUUUAAAAAUGUAUCAUAUACAUAUCACAAUUAAUAUUGAAUAUUUCUAAUUAAUCUCAGUAUUUAAUCAUUAAAUAACGUAAGCAUGCUGGCUAUUGAUAUAAUCAUGUACUGCGUUUCUUGGAUUAAAUUAAAUUUGCUUAGAUUUAUUUUAAAGAUAAAUUGAAUGGCCAAGAGGCAAAUUUUAUCAGUUUGUUUUUUU
Messenger RNA from Vanessa atalanta (red admiral), 2982 nucleotides. RefSeq lists its product as uncharacterized. Bases 164 to 2326 code for a protein of 720 amino acids. The transcript is spliced from 9 exons. NCBI's taxonomy places the organism in Eukaryota, Metazoa, Arthropoda, Insecta, Lepidoptera, Nymphalidae. The record is from RefSeq and is a predicted model, not a curated record.